Piliocolobus tephrosceles (Ugandan red Colobus) is the source of this 4171-nucleotide messenger RNA. It is a transcript of the gene COL20A1, whose product is annotated as collagen type XX alpha 1 chain. The transcript has 36 exons. NCBI's taxonomy places the organism in Eukaryota, Metazoa, Chordata, Mammalia, Primates, Cercopithecidae. The coding region runs from base 100 to 3954 and encodes 1284 amino acids. Gene Ontology annotation, molecular function: protein binding. The record is from RefSeq and is a predicted model, not a curated record.
AUAAGCUCCAGACUUCCUGUGGCCACACAGGACCAGAGUGGACCAGCGCACCCCAGGAGAGAGGACUAGGGUCCUGGGAGUAGGAGGAGCCCGAGCACCAUGAGCUCCCGAGCCCCUGCACACCUCGGCCUCUGCCUCUGGCUGUGGCUGAGCACCACCCUGGGAAGAGAGCCAGGACAAGCAAGUGGCCACCUGAGGCUGACUGUGCUGCCUGAGGACCGGCUGCAGAUGAAGUGGAGAGAGUCGGAGGGGAGCGGCCUCGGCUACCUGGUGCAGGUUCAGCCCAUGGCAGGGGACUCGGAACAGGAGGUGAUACUGACCACCAAGACCCCUAAGGCCACAGUGGGGGGCCUGAGCCCCUCCAAGGGCUACACCUUGCAGAUCUUCGAGCUCACUGGCUCUGGGCGCUUCCUGCUGGCUCGGAGGGAGUUUGUGAUUGAGGAUCUGAAGAGUAGCUCCUUGGACAGGAACAACCAGAGACCUCUCAGCUCUGGAGCCCUGGAGCCCACCCCCUCCCUCAUGGGGAGCCCAGACCCAGAGCAGGCUUCCGAGCCCCAAGUUGCCUUCGCGCCAAGCCGGGAUCCGCCCAUUCCCGCCAGCCCCCAGUUCCGCUGCCUACCCCCUGUGCCUGCUGACAUGGUCUUCCUGGUGGACGGGUCCUGGAGCAUUGGGCACAGUCACUUCCAGCAGGUCAAGGACUUCCUGGCCAGCGUCAUUGCACCCUUUGAAAUCGGGCCGGAUAAGGUCCAAGUAGGCCUGACUCAGUACAGUGGCGAUGCCCAGACUGAGUGGAACCUGAACUCCUUCGGCACCAAGGAGCAGGUGCUGGCAGCUGUGCACCGCCUCCGCUACAAGGGGGGGAACACGUUCACAGGCCUCGCCCUGACCCACGUGCUGGGGCAGAACCUGCAGCCGGCGGCCGGCCUCCGUCCAGAGGCGGCCAAGGUGGUGAUUCUGGUGACGGACGGCAAGUCCCAGGACGAUGUGCACACUGCUGCCCGUGUCCUCAAGGACCUGGGCGUGAACAUCUUUGCUGUGGGUGUGAAGAACGCCGAUGAGGCUGAGCUGAGGCUCCUGGCGUCCCCGCCGCGGGACAUCACCGUCCACAGCGUGCUGGGCUUCCCGCAGCUUGCCACGCUGGCCGGCCUGCUCAGCCGCCUCGUCUGCCAGAGGCUGCAGGAUGGGGGCCCGCGGCGGGGCCCAGCAGCGGCUCCAGCCCUGGACACCCUCCCCGCCCCCACCAGCCUGGUCCUGAGCCAGGUGACCUCCUCCAGCAUCCACCUGUCCUGGACACCAGCCCCCCGGCUCCCCCUCAAGUAUCUGAUUGUUUGGCGAGCCUCCAGAGGUGGCACCCCCAGGGAGGUGGUGGUGGAGGGGCCUGCCACCUCCGCAGAGCUGCACAACCUGACCUCCCGCACGGAGUACCUGGUCUCCGUGUUCCCCAUCUACGAGGGCGGGGUUGGCGAGGGCCUGCGGGGCCUGGCGACCACAGCACCUCUGUCUCCGCCCCGGGCGCUGACCCUGGCCGCAGUGACGCCCAGAACUGUCCACCUCACCUGGCAGCCCUCAGCCGGGGCCACCCACUACCUGGUGCGAUGCUCACCUGCUUCCUCCAAGGGUGAGGAGGAGGAGCGAGAGGUGCAGGUGAGGCGGCCCGAGGUGCUGCUGGAUGGCCUGGAACCAGGCAGGGACUAUGAGGUCUCGGUGCAGAGCCUGCGAGGCCCUGAGAGCAGCGAGGCCCGGGGCAUCCGUGCCAGGACCCCCAUCCUGGCCCCCCCGAGACACCUGGGCUUCUCAGACGUGAGCCACGACGCGGCGCGAGUGAUCUGGGAGGGCACCCCAAGGCCUAUGCGCCUGGUCAGAGUCACCUAUGUCUCCAGCGAGGGUGGACACUCGGGGCAGACAGAGGCUCCUGGGAACGCCACCUCGGCCACACUGGGGCCCCUCUCUUCCUCCACCACCUACACUGUCCGCGUCACCUGCCUCUACCCUGGGGGUGGCUCCUCUACGCUGACCGGCCAGGUCACCACCAAGAAAGUUCCCAGCCCAAGCCAACUGUCCGUGACGGAGCUGCCAGGGGACGCAGUCCAGCUGGCGUGGGUGGCCGCAGCCCCAUCUGGCGUGCUUGUCUACCAGAUCAAGUGGACGCCCCUGGGAGAGGGGAAGGCUCACGAGAUCUCUGUCCCAGGGAACCUCGGCACGGCCGUCCUGCCUGGCCUAGGGAGGCACACGGAGUACGACGUCACCAUCCUGGCCUACUACAGGGACGGGGCCCGCAGUGACCCCGUGUCCCUCCGCUAUACCCCCUCCACAGUGAACAGGAGCCCCCCCUCCAACGUGGCCCUGGCCUCGGAGACCCCCGACAGCCUGCAGGUCAGCUGGACACCCCCACGUGGCCGCGUGCUCCACUACCGGCUCACCUACGCGCCCGCCUCUGGCUCGGGACCUGAGAAAUCCGUCUCCGUGCCAGGACCCAGGAGCCACGUGACACUCCCCGACCUGCAGGCAGCCACCAAGUACAGGGUCCUGGUCUCAGCUGUCUACGCAGCAGGCAGGAGCGAGGCUGUGUCUGCCACAGGCCAGACAGCCUGCCCAGCCCUCCGCCCUGACAGCUCCCUCCCAGGGUUUGACCUGAUGGUGGCCUUCGGCCUGGUGGAAAAGGCUUACGCUUCCAUUCGGGGCGUGGCCAUGGAGCCCUCUGCCUUCGGUGGGACCCCAACCUUCACGCUUUUCAAGGACGCCCAGCUGACAAGACGGGUCAGUGACGUCCACCCAGCCCCGCUCCCUCCAGAGCACACCAUCGUCUUCCUUGUGCGCCUGCUUCCCGAGACGCCCCGUGAGGCCUUUGCGCUGUGGCAGAUGACGGCCGAGGACUUCCAGCCCGUCCUCGGGGUUCUGCUGGAUGCCGGGAGGAAGUCCCUGACCUACUUCCACCGCGACCCCAGGGCUGCCUUGCAGGAGGCCACCUUCGACCCGCAGGAAGUGAGGAAGAUUUUCUUCGGGAGCUUCCACAAGGUGCACGUGGCUGUGGGCCGCUCCAAGGUCAGGCUCUAUGUGGACUGCCGGAAGGUGGCUGAGCGGCCCCUCGGGGAGGUGGGCAGCACACCCUCUGCCGGCCUCAUCACGCUGGGGAGGCUGGCCAAGGCCAGGGGCCCCCGGAGCAGCUCGGCCGCGUUUCAGCUCCAGACACUGCAGAUCGUGUGCAGUGACACCUGGGCCGACGAGGACCAGUGCUGUGAGCUCCCUGCCUCGAGGGAUGGAGAGACCUGCCCGGCCUUCGUGUCUGCCUGCUCCUGUUCCUCACAGACCCCUGGGCCCCCAGGGCCCCAGGGCCCCCCAGGCCUCCCUGGGAGGAACGGCACUCCAGGAGAGCAGGGCUUCCCAGGGCCCAGGGGUCCACCAGGGGUCAAAGGAGAGAAAGGAGACCAUGGGCUCCCAGGCUUGCAGGGCCACCCCGGCCACCAGGGCAUCCCUGGGAGAGUUGGCCUCCAGGGACCAAAGGGAAUGAGAGGCCUGGAGGGAACUGCUGGCCUGCCCGGACCUCCUGGCCCCAGGGGGUUCCACGGCAUGGCAGGGGCCAGGGGCACUAGUGGAGAGCGAGGACCCCCAGGGGCCGUGGGGCCCACAGGGCUGCCGGGGCCCAAAGGGGAACGAGGAGAGAAGGGCGAGCCACAGUCCCUUGCCACCCUCUACCAGCUUGUGAGCCAGGCCUCACACGUGUCAAAGUUUGACUCCUUCCACGAGAACACCAGGCCCCCAAUGCCCAUCUUGGAGCAGAAGCUGGAGCCGGGCACUGAGCCCCUGGGGUCCCCUGGCACCCGCAGCCAGGCCCUGCUUCCUGGAGAAUGGGAGCAUGGUAGCCGCCGCCUACAGGGCAGAGGGGAGCCUGGAGCCGUUGGUCAGACAGGCAGCCCUGGGCAGCAGGGGGCUAGCACCCAGGGCCUCUGGGAGUGACAGGACGUUUUCUGCACUGUCCCGAGGAACCCUGCGCCUUCCUCCCUGGGUUUGUCUGGACACCAAGAGCGACCACAUCCUGGAAAAGCCAGGAGAAAAGCUCAGGAAGCGCCUGCAGGUGGAAGGAGAGGGAAGGAGCAGCCUUGGCCAAGGCCCACCCCACGCCCUUGGCUCUGUAGCAUUUCCAAGUUCAGAUAAACCAUCGAGUGCUCACCCA